AUGCUCUCCAGUUUGUUGUUGCCACUUGCAAGGCACAGACGACUCCUAGACCAGUUGGAGAAGUAUGUUUGGGCUCGGGAUGCAGAAGCCAAGUUCCCCAGCACCAUCAAUCCAACCGUUGACUCCUCUGCCUUCGCAGUGAGAUAUCAAAAAGCGGCACCUUCAGCCAUGAGGGCCUGGCAAGACAUGGAGGAUGUGCGGUCAGAGAUCUUGAAGCGAUGCCAAGAGAAUCAAGCCCGGAAGCGGAAGGAGGUCGAAGAGAAGAAGUUGAAGCACCAAGAGCUACUUGAGACUGCCGAAGCAAAACAGGAUCAGGCCGCGAGGUUGUCCUGCCUAUACACAGAUUGUUGGAACAGCUAUGAAGAACGUUGGGAGGCGCGGCACAGCGCAUCCUGCAGACGAUGUAGCCUCGUCAAAGAAGCCGAAAACAUUCAGCUUGAAGCGGCCAGCAUCGAGGUCGGCUUCUACGAAAAGUUGCUGCCGGAUAACGAGGAACUACAGCGAGGGAUCGUUUAUGACUUGAGGAUUCCUGAAUUGCUGGCGCUGCAGCGAGAUGCGGUUUUAAUGUUGGCGGAAGCCUGCGUGCCCAAAGAUCUCACCCAUGAUACUUCCUUUUCGUCUUCUUGGAGAGAGGAGGAUACCCUACAGCAGUGGCAAAUCAAGAUGGUCAUGAUUUCUGAGCUUGGUGCAACCACAAAAAAACACCAAGGCAUCAGGCACGUUUUGGAACAUCCCACCUUCAUCGUGCCAAACCGGCGCGAUGUUUGCCUUCUGCUACGUGGGAAGCGAAUCAAUCAUCCAUUGGCUUGGUGUGUGCGAUCCUUAACAUGUUUGAAGACCACAGAUGAGCACUUUAGAGCCCUUCAACCAUUUAUCUCAUCUUGGGAGCACGAUGAGAACAUGGUGAUCGCCAGCAAGGCAAAUGCUCACCCAGCGCUGCAUUUGCUGGAAUUUGAAGCCUAUGGCACCCUACGAGCUGGUUGUGGCCUUCAAUUACCUCGACUGCUGCGGGCGAUUGAGCAACGCACACUCUCCUUUCAACGUCAGGGAGUCCUUGACUUGUUGAUGGCUCUCCUGUGGCAAGUUGGUCCUCCCAGGCGGCAGAAGGUGGAUCGUUUGGAUCUGAGCCAAACAGAAGACUGGCUUCGUCACAGCUUACAGCAGGUGGAGCAGGCGGAUUUUGCAGAAAGGCUUUGCCACCACGUCAGCCGCCUCCUACGACAUUCAGAGGACAACUGGUCCAACGACAAGGUGCUCCUCGGGAUUUGCCAGAUUGCGCGCUGUAUUGUGGAGCACUCGACCUCAGGUGCGCCUGCCGCGCAGGCGUUGCUCUUGGAGGCAAGGCAGGUGGCCUUGCGGUGGCUGCGAGACGUGCAGCGUGUGAUGAGCGGCACCGAGAGCGCAGAAGUGGUGAAAGGGCUGCGCAUGAAGCUGGUUGACAUCGCGGCCACUGCUGCGUUGACCUUUCACGGUACUGGGAGCGCCGCGAUCAGCGACAGCAGCUUGAAAGACUGGUUAACUGCGAGGGCGACGGCUUAUGACAACAUUCUUCUGAGCACCACCCAAGUGAAGAACAUGGAGCCAUGCAGGAAACAACUUCUCUACCAGGCAAGGAGGAAUGCUUUGGACCUGGAGGACCAGCUACACCAGGUGAUCAGCGAUGGCCAGACACUCUCUGCAUGGCUCCUGGAGCAUUGGAGCGAUUCUCAGGGAGGCCAACUGGGCCAUUGGGAGCGCUACGAAGCCCCAGCAGAGCGUUGGUACAAGGUGAGCUUUCACCGUGAAGACGAGAGUUUGAUCCAGGUCGAUGUUUUGGAAGGAGCCUUUCUGGUCAAUGGCAGGCCAGUUGGCCGCUUGCCCUCACAAAUCUCCCAGAGCGACGUGUACGCACGACUCUUCCGGGAUAGUGUCUUCGAUGUGCAGCCAGCACAUCAUGGAGAGGGCUUCAAGACCAUGAGGGUCAGCGGUGCGAUGUUUGGCUUCUUUGUGGAUGAGGAUGGAGAUGUGAUCAUCACAGAGGAGCGAGAGAUUGCUGGUCAACUUGUUAAGGCGACUUUGGUUCCACACGAGGCUUUCCAGGAUGAUCUGCCAAUCUCUUUGAUUGAAGAUCACAGCCAUUGGCUGGUGGAGGAGGAUGGUAAAGCUUUCGUGUAUUUCCGGCCUGUACGAUUUGAUGACAAGGAGUUUACCAAAGGUUGCUCGUUUGAGGGCUCAAGCUACGUUCUUGACCUGACGUCUAGGAACAUCAUUCAGACCCAAGAGAAGUGGGAGCUGAUAGAUGUUCGCAGUGGCACCUUUGAGGAACUCUUUCGGGUGUUCAGUCGCCUGGAAGACCCAGGACGCAUUCACGUUUUCCAUCGACAUGGUGAAGAUACAGUGGCAUUCCUGCCAAGGCUGCAGAAUCUGUGCUUCAGCAUCCACUCUGGUAACAUGUCCGAUAUCCGCAUCACAUCCCGCGACUUUGGCGGAGAUGUGGCAGAAGAUCAAAACCUCGGUACCUUGAUCGGACUACAACGUGGCUUGCUGUUGCAAACCAACCACGAGAAGAAGCUGCUCAUGCCUCAUGCAGAGGUGGUGAGGGAACUCAGUUGUAUCGUAGACCUCAACAUGUCCCAGCUCCGCACGCCUCCAGUGUUCGCAUAUACGCUUCGCACAGAUCUUCGGGAACUGCGUGGUCCAAAGGAUCGAGUGGCUUGGUUGUAUUUGGCAAAGUUGCAUGCUCUCACAGCACAUCUGCUGCGUGAUCCCUUCACCACACGGACCGGAACAGAGACGGCGCUCAGUCUCCUUCGCUCGGCACGAUGCAGGGGGAACCUGUCCAACGGUGAAGAUGUUCCUUCCAUUGUGGCAGAGCAGACUUUGCAGGAAAUCGCAAGGCUGGCUCCUGUGCGGAACAGCAAGAAGAGUGCAGAGACUGUGGAUUUUCAACAGUUUCCAGCUCUGUGUGCCCAUGAAGGUCUAGCCUUCCUCGCACGUGAUGCUAUGCAGGAGAUCCAGGAACAAAAGGCGCUGAUGGGCCUCGCAAGCAAUGGCUGUCCCAAGGAUUGUGAGGAGAGGUGUGGUCGCUUGGCCCAACGGUCUUACUUCCGUACCGGUGACACGUUUGGUCUGGCAGCGCGUCUGCAAGCAGAAGAGGAGAGGUCAGCAGCGCAGCCCAGUCGACCAUGGCAGCCGACCUGCUGGCAAGAACAGUUUGGAGCCACAGCGGGGGCGCGGGACGUUGCCUUUGUAGUCUUCGCGAACUCCUUGCCACCACCGGAGAAUAGACCCAGCUUGCAGAGCUUGUUACUCACUUCUCGAGAUUUGCAGGGAUGUGUGGAUUUUCACUGCGAGGAGGUGAGCGUGGCAGAGUGGGAGUUGCUUAGUCGUCAAAAGACGUUGGACCUCCGACAGAUGUGGAUCGCCUUUUUCCAGGCUGCCAAGCGUCCGGGCAAGGAGAAAUGUGGCUUUAUGUUGGCUUACUUUGCUUCGCAAUGGCCCCCUGAGGCGGUGAAUCAUUUGCAGCUGUUGGCCAGCAUUUCGGUGCGGCAGGAGAGUUUUCGAGGGCUUGAUCCACCAAUGUACGCUUCCUAUUCAAGACCUGAUGAGAAGGACUUGAACGCGGCCACCGUUGGAGGAAUCAUCGCGGAGCACCUGAAGUCCUUCACAGAGAGUCCCCCACUCCGACGAACUCGGCGGGAGCAAGAAGAGGCAGACGCGCAGUUCCAGCAACGUAGGGAAGAGCAUCAGAGGUACGCAGAAGAAAGCAUCCAGCGGUUGGCAGGUCGAGUAGCUUUGAGAUGGAGAGAGGGAUUGCGCGCCUUGGAAGUGAGCGAUUGCCAAGAUGACAUGGUUUCGAAUGCUCAUGAUCUGACAGUAGCAUUGAAUGAGUGCUUUGAGCGCUGGUGGCGAGCCUUUGAACUCCAUGAGUUCCUGGUGAAGGUGGAAAGACAACUCCAAGGGCUUGGUCAAGGGGAACUCUCCCAGAGUCGCCUGAUGGAGCGCUCUCCAGCACCAGUUGUUUGUAAGAACUCCUUCAACCUAUCAGAACCAGCUCCAUUGGAGCUGAGUGGAUCUCCACUAGAUGAGCUCUGGAUGACCGGGUCGCCUGGCGAACAACUCGUGCUCGAGCCACCCUUCCAACCGCCCGCGCGGCGUUGUCCCGAGCUACGAUUGGUGCCAGAGACCGCUUACUCGGUGAUCCAUGAGGAGUUGUGUGCGCCUUUGCAAGAAAGCUGGCGCCUGGCACAUCAAAUGAAGAUGUCCCACAUCAGCCAUGACUACUCUCCUCCGAAUUUGCGAGAGCAACUGGAAGAAGCUUUGGAACUUCGACAGGACGACACGGAAGACACUUGGCAGAGAGUUAUCGAUGCCUUGUGCAGCCCGGGGCGCUUUGACGCUUUGAUGCGGAGCUGUGGUCUCUUUGAAGAGCCGAUUCCCCUGUCAGUGCUUCCGCGACUUCCCAUUGUGACAGGUCAGCUGCAGCAGGUCAUUGGAUCUUAUGCGAUCGCCCUCCGAGCGGAACAGCGGGUGCUUCGUUGCUUGCGAUUGCUGGAGCUACCUCACAUGAGCGCAUGGCUUGCGCGAGAGCUGCAAGAGUCCAGCAGUGGAUGUGUGGGUUGGAAACCCAGAGAAGAGCCGGGGUGGUUGCUGCUGGAGAUCGACAAUGACUUCUGCAUCCGCGAGCAACAGGCUGCCGUGGCAAAGGAACUCAUCAGUGCCAGCGGCAACCAGCUGCUGCAGCUCAACAUGGGCGAAGGGAAGACAUCCGUCAUUGUUCCUAUGCUGGUGGCUUCACUGGCAAAUGGCAACUAUCUCCUACGGAUCACCGUUCUUUCAUCUUUGCGCCCUGCCAAUGCGGCCGACUGGCAGCUGAAGUUGGGCGGCUUGCUCAACCGUCGCUUGCAUCCCUUGUUCUGUCGUCGUGACCUUCCUGUGUCCGAAGCAUCUGCGCAACGAAUGGUCACUCUCUUAGACAAGAUCCGAAAUGGCCAGCAUGUCCUGGUCACUGUGCCAGAACAUCGUCUAUCAAUGGAAAACAAAGCCAUCGAACUAGCCUGGAAGGGUGAACUGGCUGCGAGCCAGCAGCUGCAUCACGUCUUGGAUUUCUUUAAGAGACAUGGGCGAGACAUCUUGGAUGAGUCGGACGAGAUCCUUCACGCGAAGUAUCAGCUCAUCUACACCUUGGGUCAACCGGUGGCUUUGGACGGAGGCGCCAUGCGUUGGAGGGCCGCCACCGCAGUCCUGGCCUGCGUGGCCCGUCACGCGCCCGACUUGGCCAGAGAGUUCGGGCCGAAGGCAUUGCAACCGGUACCCGAGGACACCGCGGAGUAUGAGUUUCCAGAGAGCCUCCGUUUGUUAGCUGGCGCCAAUGAACAAGGAACUGAUGGCAUAAGCUGCUACCAGCGGCUGUGCAAGUGCAUCAUGCAAGACUUCCUGGACGAAGUCACUGGCUUCAAGUUGCCUUUGCGCGCCGUUGAGCGCACGCGCUUCGAGGAGUGUGUGCUGAAGCCGGAAGCGGAAGAUCAACCAUGGGCUGAUUUGCACGAGAGCCUCCAGCCACUGGCGCAGCUCCUACGAGGAAUUCUCAGUCACGAGGUGCUGUUACUGGUUCUCAGCAAGCGCCACCGCGUUGACUAUGGCGCCCAUCCACAGGGCGUGCGGCGCAUGGCUGUGCCUUACCGUGCUAAGGAUGUGGCAGCCGAGCGGGCGGAGUUUGGCCACCCGGAUGUGGCAAUGCUGCUCUCGAUUUUGACGUACUACCGAAGCGGACUCAGUGACGACUACCUCCAUGAGGUCUUUGAGCGGCUACGGAAGAAAGCCGUCGAAGCAGAGGCAGCGUCAAUCUAUGAGAAAUGGACUGCGCAGAUGAAGGAGCGUAUGCCCGCAGAUCUCCGCAAGUGGUCCGGUGUGAACCUUGACAACCGGCAGAUGGUUCUCCAUAGGCUUUUCCCACUCUUGCGCAGGCAUCGAGGAGUGAUUGAUUUUUGGCUUGAUGAGGUGGUCUUUCCCGUUGAAGCGAAGUGUUUUCCCCAGAAGAUUGCAUCAACAGCCUGGGACUUGUGCAGUGAUCACGGUAUCACCACAGGCUUCUCUGGGACGGAUGACACCCGUUUGCUGCUGCCUUUGACGAUCGAGCAAAAGAAUUUGCCAGGGCUGGCCUGUACCAAUGGCAUUGUUCUGCGUAACCUGCUGAAGCAGGAGAACGACCGGUACACAUCGCUGCCAGCAGAAGUGAGUCCCAAUGGCCAAAGUCUUUUGCAGUUGAUCAGCAUUUGCCAACGGUCCAUCAAUGUAGUGCUCGAUGCGGGCGCCUGGGUCACGGACAUGUCCAACGAGGAAUUUGGGGCCAAGUGGCUUGAGCAGCGUCCUGACAUGGAGGCUGUCGUGUUCUUCGGCCCGCAGAACGAGAUUCUGGUGAAGAAUCGAGCUGGUUGGAACAUGGCUCUAGCCACGUCGCCCUACGAAUCAUCUCUGCAAAAAUGCCUUGUCUACUUGGAUGAUGUCCACACGCGUGGAUCCGACUUUCGGUUAAGCCCAGGGACCUGUGCAGCAGUGACUUUAGGCCGACGCAUGCAGAAGGAUAAGUUGGUGCAAGCGUGCAUGCGCAUGCGCCUGCUGGGCAAUGGGCACACAGUCUCCUUUUACGCCUCAUUCGAGGUGGACCAACAGAUCGCUAAUUUCCGCAAUGAUACUGGGAGGUCACCACAGGCCAAACAUGUGCUCGCAAUCCUUUCCUGGUGCUUGGCCAACACUGCCCAAGCAAUUGCAGAGAAUUUGCCCUACUGGGCGGCCCAGGGCAUGAACCGCUUUCAGAAGAAAGAUGCCUACGCUAAGCACUACAGUACAGAUGCCGAGCGCUGCGACCUCCAGUCCUUGGCCGCGUCUUGCACGGAAGACGAAAAUUGGCAGCUUCAGGAGAUGUAUGGUCAUGCCCGAGUGCACCGUUCCAUGCCGGAGGUUGUGACAUCCAUGAUCCGUCGCCAGGGCCGUGGAGCGAACUCGAUGUCGAUCGUCCAGCGCGUUCGAUUCUUGGCAGAGAGCAUCUCCUGCCCCAGCAGCAUGUUGUCUGAGGAGCAAGAGCGUGAACUGGAGGCUGAAUUAGAAGAGGAGCGACAGGUGGAGAGACCUCCAGCCGCCAAGCCAGCGACACCACAGCUGUCUCCGGGACUGCUGGAGCUUGCCACAACAGGCUACACGGCUGAAUCUUUCCAGAGCCUGGACGAGGUGUUGAAACGGACGUCCUUUCAGACACCCAGCUGGAAGCUGGUGAAAGUGCAGGUGACUUCGGACUUCAUUCGGACGGUUGACAAUGUCAAGGUCUUGGAUUGGUAUUUGAGACCUGUCCAGUGGCUUCUGAAAGGCAGGGUUGACGGGUUGACCCAAGGGAACAGCCGCAACCAAAUUGUUCAUGCCUUUGACCCACCAGCACCCCAUGUUGACUGAUGUCCAUUUCAAUGAAGUUGAGAUCAUGUUGACAUCUGGUAGGGGUGGCUUCUAUAGCUUUGCUGCUUGCUCCUUUUUCUGCUCAGUUGUUUGUCAAUCUCAGGUGAGGACCCCUGACCAUUUCAGGCACCUCCCAACGCGUUAUCGUGAGUAAUUUUGAAGCAGAAGCAAUCGCCAGCAUCUUUCUGAUGGAGGGGCCGCGCUUCUGAUGUCCAUUCUUUGAUAAUCUAGAUCCAGUCGGUCCAAUGAAACCUUUGCAGCAUCUAUUGCGCUGUUCCCUUUUGGAGCCCAGAGAGUUCCCGUUUGCCAUAUGAAGCCAGGAGGGACAUGCGGCGAAGCUUCAAUUGGUGGCGUCCUGUUUGUCGGCAGAGCAGAAGCCGGUCGAUGGGCCACUGCCGAUUGAGGUGGAAGUCUUUGCAGGAAGCCUCUACGGCAUGGAGGCUGACGAUAUGUCCUGCCUUCGAAGCUUUCUGGGAUUGAGCUUACCAAUCCCUCGAAGCCCGAGCUGGACAGCGCUUUUCGAGCAAGGUUUUAUUGCCAACGAUGGCUUCGUCAAGCGUACAGACCACGAGCGCGUGGCAGGGGUAGACCGACACUUCAAGCCGUCGUCAUCGCCCUUUGCAACCUCACCAGUGAGCCAAGUGCGUCAGCUAUACGAGGCACGUCACUUGAGCGCCGCUUUGCUCCAUGCGCCUGUGGCGCAGCUGUUUGGAGCCUACAAGAACACCUAGAGCUCGACGCCAUUGCUUAAGCCUGUUGGCAAAUUUGUUCAGGUAGGGUCCUUCAAGAUCUAGCUUCCAAUCAAAAGAAUAUUUGGUAGCUGACUGAAGAUGUGGAGAUGGCAGUCCAACUGGCCUUCCCAUGGCUCCUGCUCUUUGAUCUUUGAGCAUUUGAAGCCCUUUUUGAGCAUAUUGGCCCCCGAACAAACUGAUAGCAUCUAUGCCUGACGUCAGAAUCCAAGUCAAGUCACGUUGAUUUUGAAGUUGGAAAUUGUCUCUUUCGAUUGUCAAGACAAGACCCAACACAGCAUGAUGUUGCAAAAUCUUUG
Molecule: messenger RNA, 8473 nt
Organism: Durusdinium trenchii
Lineage: Eukaryota; Dinophyceae; Suessiales; Symbiodiniaceae
Source: the annotation of a GenBank genome assembly